AUGUCGGUGAAUCCCCCCAACAGUAACGAUGCCUGUCUGAGCAUCGUACAUAGCCUCAUGUGCCAUAGGCAGGGAGGGGAAAACGAGGGAUUUGCGAAACGGGCCAUUGAGAGUCUCGUGAAGAAACUCAAGGAGAAAAAAGAUGAACUUGACUCCCUCAUCACCGCUAUCACCACCAAUGGAGUUCACCCAAGCAAAUGCGUGACCAUACAGAGGACCCUGGAUGGGCGGUUGCAGGUGGCGGGCCGAAAGGGCUUCCCUCAUGUAAUCUAUGCCCGGUUAUGGCGUUGGCCAGAUCUUCACAAAAAUGAACUCAAACAUGUGAAGUUUUGCCAGUACGCCUUUGACCUCAAAUAUGACAAUGUGUGUGUGAACCCUUACCACUACGAGAGAGUGGUGUCCCCAGGCAUAGUCGGUCUCAGUCUUCAGAACACAGGUGAGUGUCCUUCAGGCAGGCUCAUUAAGGAAGAGUACAUUCAUGACUGUAUUCAAAUGGAUGGGCCACCGGGGCUGCCUCCCCAGUCUGACCACCCGGGGGCGAUGAAAAUCCCCCCCCCAGAGCACUAUGGGCAGCCCCUCCCACCGCUACAGUUACCCCAGGAGCCACCACGAGCGCCCCCGUCUGUAACCCUUUACCCCAACAUGCCUCUGUCCCCUACCGCGUCUGGACCCAUGAUGCCCAUGCAGGGGGGUCACGGUGAGGGGUUGCUACAGAUUGCCUCUCCUCAAGGUCAGGUCAUGACCCCUACACCACCACCCUCCACACCCACGCACGGACCUCCCCAACCUGCCGCUCCACCUCAGCCUCCGCCUAACCAGAACGGUUACAACACCCCCAAACACACGCAGACGCAGGGUUCCUUUCACACCACUUGGACGGGCAGCAGCACGGCCUCCUAUACUCCUGUAGGACCCCAGCAGAAUGGGCGUGGCCACCAGCCUCCUCUACAUCACCCACAUUUCUGGUCACAGCAUCAUAGUUCAGCCUCAUUUCCACCUCCGGUCUCCAAUCAUCCAGGUCCGGAGUUCUGGUGCUCCAUCUCAUACUUUGAGAUGGACGUACAGGUCGGAGAGAUGUUCAAAGUGCUGUCUAGUUGCCCUGUGGUGACAGUGGACGGAUAUGUGGACCCAUCGGGAGGAGACCGGUUCUGUUUGGGUCAGCUCAGCAAUGUACACCGCACUGAAGCCAGUGAAAGAGCCAGGUUGCACAUAGGUAAAGGGGUUCAGCUGGAGUGUCGGGGCGAGGGAGAUGUGUGGAUGAGGUGUAUGAGUGACCAUGCAGUGUUCGUGCAGAGUUAUUACCUGGACAGGGAGGCUGGGAGAGCACCAGGAGAUGCUGUGCAUAAGAUUUACCCAGGAGCCUAUAUUAAGGUGUUUGACCUCAGGCAGUGCCACAGGCAAAUGCAGCAGCAGGCAGCCACAGCCCAAGCAGCCGCAGCUGCGCAGGCCGCCGCUGUGGCAGGGAAUAUUCCAGGUCCAGGGAGUGUGGGUGGCAUCGCUCCGGCCAUCAGCCUCUCGGCAGCGGCAGGGAUCGGCGUGGAUGAUCUUAGGAGACUGUGUAUUCUGAGGCUUAGCUUUGUGAAGGGCUGGGGUCCUGAUUACCCCAGGCAGAGCAUCAAGCACACCCCCUGCUGGGUGGAGGUGCACCUGCACCGAGCUCUGCAACUGCUGGAUGAGGUUCUACACACUAUGCCUCUGGCUGACCCGGGGCCUGCCAACUGAGGCCACAGGGAAAGAACCAUGAUACACACACACACACACACACACACACACACACAC
This is a messenger RNA of Chanos chanos (milkfish), 1779 nucleotides long. RefSeq names its product SMAD family member 10a (gene smad10a). Gene Ontology annotation, biological process: SMAD protein signal transduction; regulation of transcription by RNA polymerase II; anatomical structure morphogenesis. Bases 1 to 1722 code for a protein of 573 amino acids. The transcript has 11 exons. Gene Ontology annotation, cellular component: heteromeric SMAD protein complex. The record is from RefSeq and is a predicted model, not a curated record. Lineage: Eukaryota; Metazoa; Chordata; Actinopteri; Gonorynchiformes; Chanidae. Gene Ontology annotation, molecular function: I-SMAD binding; RNA polymerase II cis-regulatory region sequence-specific DNA binding; DNA-binding transcription factor activity, RNA polymerase II-specific.